GUAACCACACGGAGGGGUUAUCGUAAACUUCUAAAUCCAGCCAUCGAAUGCUAUAAAAGGCGCCCCAUCCCAAUGUUUAAUUUCAAUCAAGUAUACGUCGUUUAAGAAACGUAGACGGCUCCUAAUCUUUCGUAAAGAUGCAGAUCUUUGUCAAAACCCUCACCGGCAAGACCAUCACACUUGAAGUGGAGAGCUCCGACACCAUCGAUAAUGUGAAAGCUAAGAUCCAGGAUAAGGAGGGCAUCCCCCCGGAUCAGCAGAGGCUGAUCUUUGCUGGAAAGCAGUUGGAGGACGGCCGCACCCUUGCCGACUACAACAUCCAGAAGGAAUCUACCCUUCACCUUGUGCUUCGUCUUAGGGGAGGGAUGCAGAUUUUCGUCAAGACCCUCACAGGCAAGACCAUCACCCUUGAGGUGGAGAGCUCCGACACAAUCGAUAACGUGAAGGCUAAGAUCCAGGAUAAGGAGGGCAUUCCCCCGGACCAGCAGAGGUUGAUCUUCGCUGGCAAGCAGCUUGAGGAUGGCCGCACCCUUGCUGACUACAACAUCCAAAAGGAGUCUACCCUUCACCUUGUGCUCCGCCUUAGGGGAGGGAUGCAGAUUUUUGUCAAGACCCUUACUGGAAAGACCAUCACCCUUGAGGUGGAGAGCUCUGAUACCAUCGACAACGUGAAGGCUAAGAUCCAGGAUAAGGAGGGAAUUCCCCCGGACCAGCAGAGGUUGAUCUUCGCUGGCAAGCAGCUCGAGGAUGGCCGCACUCUUGCAGACUAUAACAUCCAAAAGGAGUCCACCCUCCAUCUUGUUCUCCGCCUUAGGGGAGGGAUGCAGAUAUUUGUCAAGACCCUCACUGGAAAGACAAUCACCCUUGAGGUGGAGAGCUCGGACACCAUCGACAAUGUAAAGGCUAAGAUACAGGACAAGGAGGGCAUCCCCCCGGACCAGCAAAGACUCAUCUUUGCUGGCAAGCAGCUCGAGGAUGGCCGCACCCUUGCUGACUAUAACAUUCAAAAGGAAUCCACCCUCCAUCUUGUGCUUCGUCUUAGGGGUGGUAUGCAGAUCUUUGUCAAGACCCUCACUGGAAAAACCAUCACCCUUGAGGUGGAGAGCUCUGAUACCAUUGACAAUGUGAAGGCCAAAAUCCAGGACAAGGAGGGCAUCCCUCCCGACCAGCAAAGGUUGAUAUUUGCCGGCAAGCAGCUGGAGGACGGCCGUACCCUGGCAGACUACAACAUUCAAAAGGAAUCGACCCUUCACCUAGUACUUAGACUUCGUGGUGGUAUGCAAAUAUUUGUGAAGACGCUUACUGGAAAGACCAUCACCUUAGAAGUAGAGAGCUCGGACACCAUCGAUAAUGUCAAGGCAAAGAUCCAGGACAAGGAGGGGAUCCCGCCAGAUCAGCAGAGGCUAAUCUUCGCUGGAAAACAGCUUGAGGAUGGUCGCACCCUUGCAGAUUACAAUAUUCAGAAGGAAUCCACCCUCCAUCUUGUACUCCGUCUCCGUGGUGGAAUGCAGAUCUUCGUGAAAACCCUCACUGGGAAGACGAUCACCCUUGAGGUUGAGAGUUCCGACACCAUUGAUAACGUGAAGGCGAAGAUCCAGGAUAAGGAGGGCAUUCCCCCAGACCAGCAGAGACUGAUCUUUGCUGGCAAGCAGCUCGAGGAUGGGCGUACUCUUGCUGAUUAUAACAUCCAGAAGGAGUCCACACUCCACCUUGUUCUUCGUCUCAGGGGAGGGAUGCAGAUCUUUGUUAAGACCCUCACCGGCAAGACCAUCACCCUUGAGGUAGAGAGCUCUGACACAAUUGACAACGUGAAGGCUAAAAUACAGGAUAAGGAGGGCAUUCCCCCAGACCAGCAGAGGCUGAUCUUUGCCGGCAAGCAGCUUGAGGAUGGCCGCACCCUCGCUGACUACAACAUUCAGAAAGAGUCAACCCUUCACCUGGUACUCCGUCUUCGUGGUGGUAUGCAGAUUUUUGUGAAGACUCUUACGGGAAAGACCAUCACUUUGGAAGUGGAGAGCUCCGAUACAAUUGAUAACGUGAAGGCAAAGAUCCAGGACAAAGAGGGCAUUCCUCCAGAUCAGCAGAGGCUUAUCUUUGCUGGAAAACAGCUUGAGGAUGGCCGCACUCUUGCAGACUACAAUAUUCAAAAGGAAUCUACCCUCCACCUUGUCCUCCGUCUCCGUGGUGGUAUGCAGAUCUUCGUGAAAACCCUCACUGGGAAGACGAUCACCCUUGAGGUUGAGAGUUCCGACACCAUUGAUAACGUGAAGGCGAAGAUCCAGGAUAAGGAGGGCAUUCCCCCAGACCAGCAGAGACUGAUCUUUGCUGGCAAGCAGCUCGAGGAUGGGCGUACUCUUGCUGAUUAUAACAUCCAGAAGGAGUCCACACUCCACCUUGUUCUUCGUCUCAGGGGAGGGAUGCAGAUCUUUGUUAAGACCCUUACCGGCAAGACCAUCACCCUUGAGGUUGAGAGUUCCGACACGAUUGAUAACGUGAAGGCUAAAAUACAGGAUAAGGAGGGCAUUCCCCCAGACCAGCAGAGGCUGAUCUUUGCCGGCAAGCAGCUUGAGGAUGGCCGCACCCUCGCGGACUACAACAUUCAGAAAGAGUCAACCCUUCACCUGGUGCUCCGUCUUCGUGGUGGUAUGCAGAUUUUUGUGAAGACUCUUACGGGAAAGACCAUCACUUUGGAAGUGGAGAGCUCCGAUACAAUUGAUAACGUGAAGGCAAAGAUCCAGGACAAAGAGGGCAUUCCUCCAGAUCAGCAGAGGCUUAUCUUUGCUGGAAAACAGCUUGAGGAUGGCCGCACUCUUGCAGACUACAAUAUUCAAAAGGAAUCUACCCUCCACCUUGUCCUCCGUCUCCGUGGUGGUGGGCAUUGACUGUUGAUCGAUCGCUUGGCUUGGUUGCACUGUGAUUUCGUUAGUGCAUGGAGUAAUCUAUGAACUAUGUCAGUUACUUGUUUGGCAUCUUAAAAGUUUGUCCUCUUGAACUCUCUAUGGUGUUGCUACAUGGUUGUGUUUUUCUUUA
Molecule: messenger RNA, 3030 nt
Organism: Dendrobium catenatum
Lineage: Eukaryota; Viridiplantae; Streptophyta; Magnoliopsida; Asparagales; Orchidaceae
Product: polyubiquitin 11
Exons: 6
Coding region: 138-2882 (914 amino acids)
Biological process (GO): modification-dependent protein catabolic process; protein ubiquitination
Cellular component (GO): cytoplasm; nucleus
Molecular function (GO): ubiquitin protein ligase binding; protein tag activity
Source: RefSeq, a predicted model, not a curated record